ACACACAUCGAAAGAGGGGAAGGGAGAGAAAGCUAAGGAAGGGAAAUCACUCUUCUAUUCACGGAGGAGUCCACUUUAUAGUAUCUAUCAUGGAUGCCGAAGCUAUCAUUUCUGAUUAUGUUUCUCCUGAGGAUUUGAAGCUCGUAUCUUUUGUCAUCAAGUCCAGUCACACAGUAGUUUCAUUUGAAGUGUCUGCAUUUCAUAUCCUGUCUAGGAUAGGACAAGUUAUGUUCCAUGUUGUGCGAGAACAAAACAAUUUGGAUUUUUCAAUAUCGAUCGAGCACACUGAAGAUCAAUAAGAGAGAGAGAGAAGGGAAGAAGUGUGUGUGUUACAGUGAAUUAAAUGAAUUAACAAUCUUAAUAAAAUUCAAGUAUGAACAGCUGUAUCUCAGUCAAGAGAAGCGAGGAGUGAUCCACGAAAGCACCUACUUUGAUUAUGCUCUCUGUUUAAUUCGGAGCAAAUAUUCAAACGACAUUCGGAAAGGAAUAGCAUUUCUUCAAGAUAUUCUACAGAAAACUAAUGAUGAUCAAUCUCGCCGAGACUACCUCUAUUAUCUUGCCGUGGGCUUUACCAAGUUGAAAGAAUAUGAACAUGCGCUACAAUACAUAAAGAUGGUUUUGAAUCUUCAGCCUGAUAAUCGCCAAGCAAUUAGCAUGGAGCAGUUUAUCAAGAAGAAAUUAACCCGAGAAGGCCUGAUGGGAAUGGCUAUAAUUGGCGGUGCCGUACUAACUAUUGGAAGUCUGGUUGGUCUUGGAGUUGCUUUGGCCAAGAAAUAAAAUGGAGAAUGGACCUUAAUGUUGGACAUUGAAAGUUCAACUUGAUGAACUCUUUGGCUGUGCUGAAAAAAAAAAAAGAAAGAAAAAUUCAAAACUAAAUGCAGACACAUGCAAAUACCUACACACAUGCAUACACUUCCACAUGGUUGUACACACACACACAUGUGUAUGUGUGCACCUGCACGCACACACCUACAUGUAUAAAAGUUCGAUAUUAGUUGUUAAUAACUAACUUUUGAAAAAUAAACUUUUGUUUAAAAUUUUUUCCUCAAAGACUAUAGAGCAUUCUCACCAGCUGGUGCUUUAAAGCUAUUGCGACCGUCUUAGCACACAUCAUCAUCAUCAUCACCAUCACCAUCACCAUUUUUGUUAAUAUCACUACUAUUAUUAUUAAUAUCAUCAUUCAAAGCAACAAGCUGGCAGAAUUGUUAGCAUGCCGAGCAAAAUGCUUAGCAGCAUUUCAUCUGUGUUUAUGUUCUGAGUUCAAGUUCCGCCAAGGCUGACUUUGCCUUUCAUCCUUUCGGGGUCGAUAAAAUAAGUACCAGCUGAGUACUGGGGGUCGAUGUAAUGGACUUGCCCCCUCUCCUGAAAUUGCUGGCCUUGUGCCAAAAUUUGAAAUCAUCAUCAUUAUGAUUAUGAUUAUAAUUAUAUUUAUUAUUAAGAAUGGUGGAUCGGCAGAAUCACUAGAGCAUUAGAAGCAAUGCUUCACAGUUUUACUUCUGGUUCUUUAUGUUCUGAUUUCAAAACCCACCAAGGUCAACUUUGCCUUUCAUCUCUCUGGGGUUGAUAAAAUAAUAUACCAGUCAAGUACUGGAGGAGGGGGUGGUUGGUGGUAUCAGCUUAUCCCUCCCUUUGGAAUUACUGGCCUUGUACCUAUAUCAGAAGCUAUUAUUAUUAAGGGAAGGAGGACAGAGUUAAACAAAAUACCUUUUGGUGUUUGAUCCUGUUCUUUACAUUCUGUGUUCAAAUCCUGCUGAGGUCAACUUUGCUUUCCAUCCUUCUAAGUGGCAAUAGAAUAAGCACCUGUCAAGUACUAGGGUUCGUAUGAUUAACUAUUCUCCACCCCCACCCCCACCAUCCCCUAAUUUCUGGCUGCAUGUCUGUACUAGAAAUCUGUAUUAUUAUUAUUAUUAUUAUUAUAAUUAUUUAUAAUGUUCAAAUCCUGUCACGGUCAACUUUGCCUUUCAGCCUCCCAGGCUUGAUACGAUAAAGUCCCAUUGAAGAACUGAGGGUCAGUGGUAUCGACUAGCUAGUCCCCUCCCCACUUCUCAAAACUGCUGGCCUUGCCCCUAAAUUAGAAACAAUUAUUAUUUAUAAUAUUAUUCUGCUCGUUAAGAUAUGUGUGUUCCCCCCCCCCCACCGAAUGUUGCGCUUUCUACGAGAAAUGACUCUUAUUGUCUUACACUUCCAGUAUGUCUGCUGAGUUGUGCUUAAUAUUAUAUUGUUACAACACUUUAAGCUAUCAAUGACCUCAAUCCAUUUUCUAGCUCACUAUGAUAAAAAAAAAAAAAUCAAAAAAGGCCCAAAAGACUCUUUUAACCCUUUUGUUACCAAUCCGGCUGAAACCAGCUCUGGCUCUGCGGUAAAAAUGUCUUGUUUUCAUAAGUUUUGAAUUAAAAUCUUCCACCAAAUCUUAGUCACAAUUUAGGUUCCUAACACUAGCUGAAUGAUAACUAAGUUAUUCUACUAAAUUCUUUGUUAUAUUUAAAAUCAAUUGAAAGAAACACAGAGCAUCUCAAAAUAGAUACAGUAAUGAAAGGGUUUUAACAUCGUAUCGGGGACAAUUACACCCCGAGGACAACUACCCUCCCCCAUAGGACAGUACCCCCCCGACGACAACUACCCCCUUGGUUAAUUACCCCCUCUCUAGUAUAUUAAGAAGUUUUAAAUCAUCAUCUGUUGUCCUUGGAUGGGUGGGUUAUUGUCCAUGGGGGUAAAUGUCCUAGACUCAUUAACAUAAACAGUGUUAUGAAGAGCUAUGAAUUUAUGCAUCAUAAUAAAAAUAAGAAAAUUUAUAUAAUGUGAAAUUGUCACAACUUCUGUUGUUAAUUAUUUUUAGGUGGCAAAAGGCCGUGAGCUUUCAGAUUCAUUAGCAUGUUGGGUAAAAUGCUAAAUGGCAUUUCUUUUGGGGUUUUUAUGCUCUAUGUUCAUAUACCACCAUGGUCAACUUAGCUGUUCAUCUUUUCAGAGUCAAUAAAAUAAAGUACCAACUAAAUACUGGGGGUUGAUGUAAUGGACUAGACCCCAUCCCAACAAAAAUUUCAGGCCUUGUGCCCUUUGUAGAAAUAAUUGGAAGAAUCAUUAGCAUGUCUGUCAAAAUGCUUAGGAGCAUUUCUUUUGGGUGUUUCCAUUUUGAGUUCAAGUACCACCAAGGUCAACUUUACCUUUUAUCCCUUUGGGUGGGGGUCGAUAAAAUAAGUACCAUUUGAGCACUGGGGUCGAUGUAAUCGACUUAACUCCUACCCUGAAAUUGCUGGCCCUGUGCCAAAAAUUUAAACCAUUAUUGUUAUUAUUAUUAUUAUUAUUAUUAUUAUUAUUGAGGCAGUGAGCUGGCAAAAUCGUUAGGAUUCCAAGCAAAAUGUUUAGUGGCAUUUCGUCCAUCUUUGUGUUCUGAGUUCAAAUUCUGCCAGGGUUGACUCUGCCUUUCAUCCUUUUGGGGGUCAAUGAAUUAAGUACCAGUCAAGUACUGAGGUCCAUGUGAUUGAUUAACCACCUCUCACCAAAUUUCAGGCCUUGUGCCUUUAGUAGAAAGGAUUAUUAUUAUUAUUAUUAUUAUUAUUAUUAUUAUUAUUAAGGCAGUGAGCUUUAUGUUCUGAGUUCAAAUUCCACUGAGGUCAUUUUGACUUUCAUCCUUUCAGGGUCGAUAAAGUAAGUACCAGUCAAUUACUGGGGUCGAUGUGAUUGACUGUGCCCCUCCCCACAAUCCAGGCCUUGUGCCUAUAGUAGAAAGGAUUGUUACUAUUAUUAUUAUUUCAGGUAGAAAGAAUUAUUUUGGUGAAUUAUCAGCAUUGUUAGAACUUUGGAUAAAAUUCCUUGUGGUAUUUGUAUUUUUGAUCUUUGCAGUCUGGGUUCAAAUUCUACCAUAGUUAACUUAGCAUUUCAUCUUUUCAAGUUGUAGUCAAGUUCUGGGGUUGAUUUCAUUAUCUAUCCUCUUCCCCCAUCUAAAUUUCAGGCCUUGUGUCUAUGCAGAGAAAUAGUUUUUACGAAGAAUGCAGUGAGUGACAGAAUCAGUAUAACAUCAGAUAAAAUGCCUGCAGCUUUCCAUCACAAUCCCUUUUAUGUUUUGAGUUCAAAUCACUCUGAUGGCGAACAAACAAAUACUAGUCAAGUACUGGUGCUUACAAUUGAGGCCUUGUGCCAAUGUAAAAAGAUAAAACAAUCAUUAUGAUUGGAUGAGGGGGACAUCAAAAGUUCAAAUUACAAAAACCAGUGAUGAGUUACAUGGAACUGCAUAUGAGAAAAUAGACAUGACAAAUAAUGGCUUAUUUUCUCUUAUAUGAUUCCAUGUAAGCACCUCCUACCAUUUUUAUAAUUUGCCUUUGUAAUUGCCACAGCAUCCAUUUUCCUGGUGGAAUUCUGUUUUAAGCAUGCUAUAUAACUCCUCAUAACUUUUUUAAUUUUUGCAAUUUUCAGAAAAUUUUUAUGACUUUGUAUUCUACACAUGAGAAUUCAUAUGAUUAUGCAAAAAAAAAAAAAAAAAAAUUUUGCUGCAUGAUUUAAGGGCUAUUUAGCUGUUAAUUUUAGCACAUCACAUGACCACCUCAUACUCUCCUGUUUUUUUGUUGUUGUUAGUCUGAUGUAUUGAUGUUUUUCAAUAUCUUUCUCCUCAUAAAGACAUCUAAUGGGAGUCAAGCCAAAAAUUUGGACUAACUGUAUUUGAAACUUUGAUUUAAAAAUAAAUUCUAAAAAUUAAAAAAAAUAAAAAUUUGUAAAAUAAAAUAAAAUUUUUAUUCCAGUUGUGUAAAUUCCUGUGUGUAGAAUACAAAUUUGCAAAAAUUCUAAAAAAUUAAAAAAAGUUACAAGAUGUUAUGUGGCAUGCUUAAAGUGGAAUUCUGCUAUUUUCCCUUGUGCCAAUGUAAAAAAAACACAUUAUUAUUAUUAUUAUUAAUAUUAUUGUCAGCAUUCAACUUUUUUGUGUGGUAGGGUCAAUAAAAUAAAAUAUCGAUCAUGUGCUUGGUCAAUAUUUUCGACUACA
Octopus bimaculoides (California two-spot octopus) is the source of this 4972-nucleotide messenger RNA. RefSeq names its product mitochondrial fission 1 protein. Gene Ontology annotation, molecular function: protein binding. The record is from RefSeq and is a predicted model, not a curated record. Lineage: Eukaryota; Metazoa; Mollusca; Cephalopoda; Octopoda; Octopodidae. Gene Ontology annotation, biological process: mitochondrial fission; peroxisome fission; autophagy of mitochondrion. Gene Ontology annotation, cellular component: mitochondrial outer membrane; peroxisomal membrane.